AUGUCCACUGAGUUGACCGUUCAGUCUGAAAGAGCUUUCCAAAAGCAACCUCACAUCUUCAACAACCCAAAGAUCAAGACCACCAAGAGGGCUAAGAGAUGGUAUAAGAACGCUGGUUUGGGUUUCAAGACCCCAAAGACCGCUAUUGAGGGUUCCUACAUUGACAAGAAGUGCCCAUUCACUGGUAUGGUCUCCAUCCGUGGUAAGAUCUUGACUGGUGUCGUUGUCUCUACUAAGAUGCACCGUACCGUCAUUAUGAGAAGAGACUACUUGCACUACGUGCCCAAGUACAACAGAUACGAAAAGAGACACAAGAACGUUCCAGUCCACGUUUCUCCAGCUUUCCGUAUCAACGUUGGUGACAUCAUUACCGCUGGUCAAUGCAGACCAAUCUCCAAGACCGUUAGAUUUAACGUCGUUAAGGUUGCUGCUAACGCUAGUGCUAAGAAGCAAUUCACUAAAUUCUAA
Messenger RNA from Zygosaccharomyces rouxii, 468 nucleotides. RefSeq names its product 40S ribosomal protein uS17. Gene Ontology annotation, biological process: translation. The coding region runs from base 1 to 468 and encodes 155 amino acids. The transcript has a single exon. NCBI's taxonomy places the organism in Eukaryota, Fungi, Ascomycota, Saccharomycetes, Saccharomycetales, Saccharomycetaceae. Gene Ontology annotation, cellular component: cytosolic small ribosomal subunit; ribosome. Gene Ontology annotation, molecular function: structural constituent of ribosome. The record is from RefSeq and is a predicted model, not a curated record.